GUUGUACAUAGAACUUUAGCCGCCAUGCUAGCGUCGACCAUGUCUAUUGCAAUACUAGCGGCCUUAAAUGAGAGACCAACUAUGGAUGAAUUGAUAUCUUGGAUAGACGUCGAUACGUUGUUAUUAUUGUUCUCCAUGAUGAUACUUGUCGCCGUAGUCGCAGAAACAGGCAUAUUUGACUGGUUAGCGGUCUAUGCUUACAAGAUAACCGGAGGAAAGCUAUGGCCACUCGUAGGUACAUUAUGUUUCUUCACAGCGUUCGUUUCAUCGAUCUUAGAUAAUGUUACAACGGUACUGUUAAUGACACCGGUAACCAUCCGAUUAUGCGAAGUAAUGGAAAUAAAUCCGGUGCCGAUAUUAACAGCAAUGGUGGUUUAUUCUAAUAUUGGGGGUGCUAUGACGCCAAUAGGUGAUCCGCCUAAUGUAAUUAUUGCGUCGAAUCGCGAUGUUAUUAAUAAUGGUAUCGAUUUUAGUACAUUCACACUGCACAUGAGUAUUGGCGUUAUACUAGUGAUAUUUGUAGUAUAUGCUCAACUACGAUUUAUCUUCCGAGAUAUAGCCGUUCUUAGAUUCGACGAGCCGCAAGAUGUACAGGAAUUAAGACAUGAAAUUGCCAUUUGGCAAAGGGCCGCAGCAAGUUUGUCGAGUUACAGUAAAGACGAAAAUUUAGUGAGAGAAACUUUGAUGAAAAAGGUUCAACGAUUACUCUCCCAGUUGAAAAAGAAGUUAAUAACAGGUAGCGUAGCACUUGAGAGGUACAAAACUACGCUUGAGGAACUUCAGGAAAAGCGUGAAGGUUUAUUGACACCAGUGGCUGUGGUGAGAUUGUUGAAAGAUUUGUCGAGAUUGAUAGUGGUGAAGAGGUUGGAGUUAUUUGGUGAUAGUGACGAGGGGAUGGAAGUUUCUUAUGAUGUUUGGCAGAAGACAGAGUGUGCUGGAGUUUUUAGUGUGAUGGAGGGAAGUUUGGGCAAAUGGAUUUUAUUGAUUUCAGUGGCUGUGGUGAGAUUGUUGAAAGAUUUGUUGAGAUUGAGAGUGGUGAUGAGAAGCACAGUGGCUAACUCCGUGAUGGAAAAACUAAAGCACUGUAGAAAUGCUUUCUUCGAGAGCUGCUAA
Habropoda laboriosa is the source of this 1113-nucleotide messenger RNA. Its product is annotated as P protein-like. The record is from RefSeq and is a predicted model, not a curated record. Lineage: Eukaryota; Metazoa; Arthropoda; Insecta; Hymenoptera; Apidae. Gene Ontology annotation, biological process: transmembrane transport. The transcript is spliced from 9 exons. Gene Ontology annotation, cellular component: membrane. The annotation marks the transcript as partial.